AUGAAGUUACCUCCAGGUAUUACUGUUAAUUCUACUAUCCAGCACGCUUAUCCUCUGGUUUACAAGCUCCAAAAAUCUCUUUAUGGUCUAAGGCAAGCCUCUCGUCAGUGGUAUGCUAAAUUAUCAAAUGCUCUUUGUUCCAGGGGUUAUAUUCCUUCUCUGAAUUAUUAUUCUCUCUUCAUUAAGAAAUCUGCUGCUUCAACUGUUUUUCUUACCGUAUAUGUACAUGAUAUUGUUCUUACGGUCUUGUAUGAUAAAUCUGGGGUUAUUCUUCAUCAAAGAAAAUUCAUUACUGACUUACUUCGUGAAUUUAAUUGUGAUUUUGUUUCUGCCGUUGUUUCUCCUCUUGAAUUGUGUGUGAAACUUAAAUCUGAUGAUGGGGAGCUGUUGUCUAAGCCUGACACUUAUAGAAGUUUGGUUGGUAAACUUAAUUUUCUCACCCACACUAGGCCUGAUUUGUGCUUUGCUGUUCAGCACCUAAGUCAGUUUCUUAAAUGUCCUAGGAUGCCUCAUAUGAAUGCUGUUCUUCAUAUUUUGAAAUAUUUGAAAGGCACUCCUCAUGUUGGGGGUUUUCUCAAUAACUCUUCUGAUUUUUCUGUACUUGCCUACUGUGAUAGUGAUUGGGCAGCAUGUUCUGAGUCAUGUAGGUCUAUUUCUGGGUUAUGCAUAUCUCUAGGUUGA
Nicotiana tabacum (common tobacco) is the source of this 681-nucleotide messenger RNA. NCBI's taxonomy places the organism in Eukaryota, Viridiplantae, Streptophyta, Magnoliopsida, Solanales, Solanaceae. The record is from RefSeq and is a predicted model, not a curated record.